CCCAAAACGCCGUCAUAACACAGCCUUUAAACCAUCACAACGUCUUAAUUAAACCAAAUCGCCCAGCCACCUCUUCCAACACCGCCAAAAUGAGUUUCCUCGGAAUGGGUCGACCUCAGCCUACCUCGGAGCAAAAGAUUGCUGCCGUUGAGAGCGAGAUGCGCAUGAUGGCCGACACCUACAACCGUCUUCAGCAAUCUUGCCAGAAGAAGUGCAUUCCUAACGACUACCGCGAGGGCGAGCUCAACAAGGGCGAGUCUGUUUGCCUUGACCGCUGCACAGCCAAGUUCCUCGACACAUCUAUGAAGGUCAGCGAGAUCAUGCAGCAGCAGGGCCAGGCUCUCGGAGGCGGCCAGCAGGGCGGUGGUGGCAUGUUCUAAGCGUGAUGAACGAAACGCAAACAUUUUACGACCUCGAGAAACCAUUUAGAGGACGGGCCCCAAAUAGGCUGGGGUGAUGAAUGAAGCUUUGUACGAUUAUUCAGGAGAACGGAUAGAUAUUGGGUCUGAAUCGAUAUCUGGCGCUUGCAUCACGAAAUGAUGACCGAAGGUGCAACGGAGGUGUUGCUGUAUUAUACCUGUAUAUGAAUGAAUCGAGGUCAGGGCGAGAAAUGACACUUUGGUAUAUGGAUAACUAGAUUAAGUUUAUUCGAUAUGACCCUGAAAAAAUGCCUUGUACCCAGGGGUGUGCUAUGCUA
This is a messenger RNA of Fusarium oxysporum Fo47, 697 nucleotides long. Its product is annotated as mitochondrial import inner membrane translocase subunit TIM10. Gene Ontology annotation, cellular component: mitochondrial inner membrane. The transcript has 2 exons. Lineage: Eukaryota; Fungi; Ascomycota; Sordariomycetes; Hypocreales; Nectriaceae. The coding region runs from base 90 to 380 and encodes 96 amino acids. The record is from RefSeq and is a predicted model, not a curated record. Gene Ontology annotation, biological process: protein insertion into mitochondrial inner membrane.